Molecule: messenger RNA, 7446 nt
Organism: Homalodisca vitripennis (glassy-winged sharpshooter)
Lineage: Eukaryota; Metazoa; Arthropoda; Insecta; Hemiptera; Cicadellidae
Product: titin-like
Exons: 2
Coding region: 18-7025 (2335 amino acids)
Source: RefSeq, a predicted model, not a curated record
UGUUGAGUGUGACUGAAAUGAAUGUUGUAGAUAAAGAAAUUCCUUUAGAAAAUGCAACAGCUCCUAAGACAGCUAUUGCAGUACCUGACAUAUCAGGUCAGGAUGUAGCAGUAACAUCAGAAGUUGUUGUAGAUAUCAAUGUAGGCGAUGUAAAUGUGUUGAAACUUGAUUUGUCUGAAGCUAAAGUAAAACAAAGCACACAUGAAAGUGUAAUUUUGAGAGAAACCACUGUUGGAGAGAGUGAGGGUGAGUACAUUGCUGAUUUACUUCCAGAAACUAAAAAAGCUAAACCAAAUAUUGUAGAAGGACAUAGUACAUCUGUCAGUAGUGUAGUCAUCAUACAAGACAAAGAAAGUAUACUCUUAACACCUGACAAACCCAAAGAAAGAUUAGCCACACCAAAUAUUACAAGUCAAGAAAUAGCAGAAAAAACAGAAAUUAUACUUGGCAGUAGCUUAGAAUUACUUAAACAUGAAACACCCACAAGUGCUCAGGCCACUGCAGAACAACUUCCAUAUCACAGUAUUAUUCAGUCAGAAACAUCAUCCAAUGAACUCGAAGGUCCAAUACAACUGCCAAUAAAACCUGAGUCUAAGAUAGCAGACAUAUCAUUUGAAGGCAUUCAAGCAGUGUCUGUAUAUGAAGUAUCUACACAAGAUGGAACUAGUCAGUUAGCUCCUGAAAGUAAACCUGAGGAUCACUUCGCUUCAGCUGGAAUUUUAUCUAGACAAGUGGCACAGAGUACUGUUAUUGUUCCAGAAAGUUCUGUUGGUACAAUUAAGUUACAGACACCAGCCAAGGUCCUAGCAAGCCUAGAGCAAAUUCCUUUCGAAAGUAUCUUAACAAGUGUUGUAUCUACAUCAGAAAAAGAGUCUAGUUUUGAAAAGCAGUUAAAACUUGAUUUUAACAGAGCCGAGAAAGCUUUUGAGGAAGAGAAAAGUAUUUUUAUUUCUGAAGUUACAGUUGAAGACAAAGAAGGGGAGUUAGCUCAGUUUACAAGACCAAAAGAAGUAACAGCAUUAGCAGACAUUUCUGCACAAGAAGUAGCUGAAAUGUCAGAAGUAUUAACAGAAUAUAGUGUUGGUGAAAUUCCUACUUUUGACAAGCCUGCAGUAAAAGCCCAGGAAGAACAACUACCUUUUGAAAGUAUUAUUCAGAUCGAAACAUCAGUUCAAGAAAGUGAAGGUGUUUACAAAUCUAGAGAAGCACCAUUAUCAUCAGUUGCAGAUAUAGGUGUGGUUGAAGAGAAAGGUGUCAUAAUAACAGAAGUAACAUUAGAAGACAAGGAAGAUCAAUAUACGUCACCAUUGUUGCCUGAAACUAGGAAAGCUGAACCAAGCUUUAUUCCAAUUGAACUCUAUCAAAAAGCAGAAGUAGUAGCAGAGGAUUCUUUUGGUGAAAUAACUGUAACUGCUCCAGAAAAGACAUUUGCUAAGUCAUUACAAUCAACACUGCACAGUGUUGUACUUAAACAAACAACUGUUGGAGAGUCUGAAGCACCACUUGAAGAAUUUAUAAAACCUUUUUCAAAAACGGCUGAAGCUAAUUUUGAAUCUGCCAAAUCAGGGAUAACUGUAAAUGAAAUCACAGUUCAAGAAAAAGAAAGUGAUCUGAUUGGUCCUAUAAAACCUUCUGAAUCGAGAGCAGAAAAAUCUUUACUAACAAGGGAAAUAGCUUGUAAAUCUGAAGUAACUGUAGAAAGCUCUGUAAAGGAAUUUGAACAAGAGCGUCCUAGUAAAGUAACUGCAUCAGUUAAUCAAACACCUCUACAGAGCAUAGUGCAGCUCGAAGUAUCCCUUAUAGAAAGUGAAAGUGAGUAUCAAGGUCUAACUAAACCAGAGACUAAAACUGCUGGUAUAUCUUUUGAAGAAGGCCAAGGAGUGUCAAUUGUAGAAGUUGUGGUUGGAGAUUUGGAGAAUACUUUCUUACCAGGAGAGACACCAGGUGCAAAAAGUGCCACAGUUAACGUGUGUGGUAGAGAAGUAGCUGUUAAAACUGAAGUUUUAACUGAAUCCAGUGUAAGUGAAACUCCUAAAGAAGAAUUCCAACCAAUAAAGUCAGUCAAUGUCCAACAAAUUCCUUUUGAGAGUGUCAUUACUACAAAACCUAUUGUAAAUGAGAAAGAAUCAGUAUUAUAUGAAUUUAAGUCAGAUGCUCAAAUGGCAAAUAUUGCCUUCGUAGAAGGGAAGGGAAUUAGUAUUACUCAAGUUUUAACUGAAGACAAAGAGUCUCAGCUGCAACUACCAGAAAUACCAAAGAAGCAAACUGCUACAUCUGAUGUUUUAGCUCACAAUAUUGUUGAACAAUCAGAGGUACAAAGUGAAUAUUCUCUUAGUGAAAUAACUAAGUUUGAUACAAAAUUGGUAGAGGCCACAUCAGAACAUACACCAUUAGAAAGCAUUGUAACCACAAUACCCACUGUUGUUGAAAGUGAACAGGUGUUUCAAAAACAUUUCAAACCUGAAACCAAAGUUGCACAUUCAGUUUUAGAAGAGAAACAAAGUGUUAAUGUGAUAUUAACUACUGCUGGAGAUAAAGAGACUCAAUUUACUGAGGUUGAGAAACCUAAAGAGAGAAUAGCAUCUCCUAGAGUAUCUGAACUUGAGGUUGCAGAACAUACUGAACAAACAUUACAUCAAACUGUUGGAGAGUUUGAACAUCAAAAACCAAUUUUAUCAAAGGCUAGUUCCCAGCAUACCACUUUUGAAAGUGUAAUUCAAACUGAAACAAUAGUAAGAGAAAGUGAAGGUAAAUUUGAUACUAAUUUGAAACCAGAUAAAAGAAAAGCCAGUAUGAGCUAUGAAGUAGGGCAGAGUGUAACUAUAUCUGAAAUUACGUUAGGUGAGGCAGAAUCAGAUUACAUUGGUCAAUUAAAACCAAAAGAUAAUAAAGCGAAAAUGGUUCUGAGUGAUGUUCAAGAAGUCGCUAAACAAUCACAAAUUAUACCAGAAGACUCAGUUGGGGCGCUUGUUGAAAAUAUAAUGGUUAAAGAAUCAGCAGUAUCAGAACAAGCAACACAUCAGAGUUUAACUGUACUUGAAAAUUUAGUUGAAGAAAAAGAAACUGAAUUUUCUGUUCUAUGUAAACCCGAUACUAAAAGGGCAGGUGUUGCAAUUGAAAAGAGUCUUAAAGUUCAGGCAACCACUGAAGUUAUUCCUGAAUACAAAGAAGGAGGUUUAGCUCCAUUAGAUUUACCAGAAGAAAGGCGAGCUACACCUGACAUUGUUAGUAGGGAAGUAGCUGAAGUAUCAGAAACUCUUUCUCAAAUUAGUAUUGGAGAUGUUGUUUCCACAAAAACUAAAACAACCACAGCAAUUAGAACUCAAACUCCUUUUACCACUUCAAUUCAGGAACAAGUUAUUGUACAAGAAAGUGAAGAACAAUUUGUUCAUACCAUUGCUCAAACUAGAAGAGCUAGCUUAGUAUUUGAAGAAGGAAAGGGUGUAGUUAUAACAGAAAUUACGGCUGAAGAUAAUGAAAUGCCUUAUAUGUGUGAUAUUCCUAAACCUCAAACUGCCCAUCCUGAAAUUUCAGUUAAAGAAGUUGUGGAAACAUUUGAGAUCUCUCCUGAAAUGCAACCAUCUGAAAUCAUAGUUGAAUUCCCAGAUGAAAUUGUGGCUAAUGUUGAUCAGACUCACUUAACCAGCCUUUUGCAGAGCGAAGUAGAUGUAAGAGAAAGUGAAGUUGAAUUUAAAAGUGUUAUUUUUGAAAAGAAAACUGCUGAAUACACAUUUGAGGAGGGUAAAGGGGUUAGUGUUACUAUUGUUACAUCUGAAGACAAAGAAGACUCUCUCAAACCUCUUGAAAAACCUGCAUUGAAACAAGCAGUGCCUGGAGUGAUCAGUAAAGAAUCACUUCAAACAAGUGAAGUUCAGGCUGAACAAACAGUUGGUGAAUUAAAACACCACAAGCCUAAAGAAGCUAAGGCUAAAAAAGAACAUCCUGUCAGUGAGAGUGUAAUCGUGAUUCAAAAUAUUCCUCAAGAGCAGGAGGAAACAAUGGAAGGAAAACCAGGUGCUCCCACUGCUAAGGCACAAAUAGACUUCACACUAAUGAGAGAAGUUGCAGAAAAGUCUGAAGUAAUCACUGGAAUUCACCCUAAAAAAUUAGAAACAACUAAGCCAGCUGAGUCAUUUGCAAAGGCUGAAACUAUUGUAAUGGAAGGCAUAAUUCAAUCAGAGGUAAGUGUAAAUGAACUUGAGGAAGAAUUAAUAAAACCUGAUCUUCCAGCCAAAAGAAGAGCAAGUGUUAUCAAAGAUGUUCAAGAAGGCAUUAAAGUAGCACAAACAGUUGUUGCUGACAAAGAAGGUAUCCAUGAAACUCAGCCGUUGCCCAAACAAGUGAAGCCCUCCUCUCUAAUAUCUGAACAAGAGACAAUAGUACAAACAGAAGUUUUAGUUUCCUCCUCUACUUCAACUCUGAAGAAGGACAAAAUGCCUGAGGCAGUAAAAAUUAAGCCAGGCCAAAUUCCAUUUGAAAGCCUUGAAACCUCUAUAACGACAGUCCAAGAACAAGAAGAAAAUAUUGAAGUUUCUUGGAAACCUGCAAUAUCAAAAGGUGUAAAAUCUGUUCAAGAAAGUCAAAGCAUAAGUGUUACUGAAAUUGUCACUGAGGAGAAGUUGCACUCAGACAUAACACAAGAAAAAAUACCAAAAGAAGUAGCUGAGACAAAGUUUAUUGACCAGGAAGUAGCAGUGAAGAGUGAAGUGAUAGCUCAACUUCCAGUGACUCCAUUCGAUGUGUCAGUACCGACUCCAACAGUUGCUAAACAGUCUACACCCACACAACAUCACUUGAUCGUGACAACACACGACACUGGUGAAGUGGAAGAUAGUCUGUCAGCCGUGGUCACACCUGCUGCCAAGAACAUUCCCAUUGAUGUAGAAGAACACAAAACUACAUUGUUGGUCACUCAUGUCCAUCCAGAGGAGGUUCCAGGUGUAAUGAAAGAGACUGCCAAAAAACCAGCACACACACCAACAGCAAAACUACAAGAAACACCAUUAAAAAUGGUACUCAUAAGCACACCAGACAUCACAACAGAAAUACACAAACCAGAAAAAGUUUUCACCACAGAUACUUUUAAUACUACAACACAAGACAUACCAACACUACAUUUAAUAAAGAAAUCAGAAUCUGAUCAUUAUGAGAAAACAACAAAAUUUAUACGUAAAUUUAAGGAUGUAAAGGAAAAAGUGCCCGAUUAUAGUCAAGCUACCUCACUUCUGGAGGAAGGUAUUGAACCAUUUCCUAAGUUGGAGAAUGUAUUACCCGAAAAGAUUGAAGAUAUGCCUGAAGAGGUAACUGUUACUGACACUGUAGUAAUCACACCGGAAAAGAAAGAUCGUGUGAAAAAGGCACAAAAACGUGUGAUAAAGAAAAAGAAAGAUGGCAAGCAGGAGGUUUCCACCGAAGAAGAGGAAACGAUAUUGGAUCGUGAGUCGCUAAGUUCAGUGAAACCAGAGGAAGAAGGAGUGACAUUUGAAGAAGUAAUUGACAUGCCAACUGAAAAAGAGUAUUUGCCUGUAAAAGCAACAGUCAGGGACAUACCUGAAGUGACAACCGUUGAAACAACAACGGUCGUUACUAAAGUGGGUGAUAAGAAGAGAGUUUCUAAGAAGAGAGUAAUCAAGAAAGUAAAGGACGGUAAAGAGAACAUACAACUCUGUGAGGAAACUCCGCAAGAAGGUGAAAUACUCGAUGAAACAACACAACCUUUGCCUGAGCUUGAAGGAUUGUUGCCAGAAAGUAUUGAAGACAUGCCUGAAGAAAUAACCGUAACUGAUGUAGUGGUAAUUACCCCAGAGACAAAAGAUAAAAUAAAAAGAACUCAAAAACGAGUAGUGAAAAAGAAGAAGGAAGGGAAGCAAGAAACGUCAACAGAAAAGAAGGAAAUGGUGGUUGAUAUUGAGGUAUUGAAAAUAUUAAAACCAUAUGAAAGUGAAGUAAUCUUUGAGGAUGUAUCGGAUAUUCCCCAUGAAACGACAGACGUUUUACCUAUGAAAGUGGAAAGCAGCCAACUACCCGAAUUGACUGAGGUAGAAACGAUCACAACUGUCAAAAAAGAACAAGGCAAAAGAAAGGUAAUAAGGAAGAAAAUUGUCAAGAAAACUAAAGGUGGUAAAGAAGAUAUCCAAUACAUCGAUGAGAAGCCUGUGAUUCUGGAGGAAGGUAUUGAACCAUUUCCUGAGUUGGAGAAUGUAUUACCCGAAAAGAUUGAAGAUAUGCCUGAAGAGGUAACUGUUACUGACACUGUAGUAAUCACACCGGAAAAGAAAGAUCGUGUGAAAAAGGCACAAAAACGUGUGAUAAAGAAAAAGAAAGAUGGCAAGCAGGAGGUUUCCACCGAAGAAGAGGAAACGAUAUUGGAUCGUGAGUCGCUAAGUUCAGUGAAACCAGAGGAAGAAGGAGUGACAUUUGAAGAAGUAAUUGACAUGCCAACUGAAAAAGAGUAUUUGCCUGUAAAAGCAACAGUCAGGGACAUACCUGAAGUGACAACCGUUGAAACAACAACGGUCGUUACUAAAGUGGGUGAUAAGAAGAGAGUUUCUAAGAAGAGAGUAAUCAAGAAAGUAAAGGACGGUAAAGAGAACAUACAACUCUGUGAGGAAACUCCGCAAGAAGGUGAAAUACUCGAUGAAACAACACAACCUUUGCCUGAGCUUGAAGGAUUGUUGCCAGAAAGUAUUGAAGACAUGCCUGAAGAAAUAACCGUAACUGAUGUAGUGGUAAUUACCCCAGAGACAAAAGAUAAAAUAAAAAGAACUCAAAAACGAGUAGUGAAAAAGAAGAAGGAAGGGAAGCAAGAAACGUCAACAGAAAAGAAGGAAAUGGUGGUUGAUAUUGAGGUAUUGAAAAUAUUAAAACCAUAUGAAAGUGAAGUAAUCUUUGAGGAUGUAUCGGAUAUUCCCCAUGAAACGACAGACGUUUUACCUAUGAAAGUGGAAAGCAGCCAACUACCCGAAUUGACUGAGGUAGAAAACGAUCACAACUGUCAAAAAAGAACAAGGCAAAAAGAAAGGUAAUAAGGAAGAAAAUUGUCAAGAAAACUAAAGGUGGUAAAGAAGAUAUCCAAUACAUCGAUGAGAAGCCUGUGAUUCUGGAGGAAGGUAUUGAACCCAUUUCCUGAGUUGGAGAAUGUAUUACCCGAAAAGAUUGAAGAUAUGCCUGAAGAGGUAACUGUUACUGACACUGUAGUAAUCACACCGGAAAAGAAAGAUCGUGUGAAAAAGGCACAAAAACGUGUGAUAAAAGAAAAGAAAGAUGGCAAGCAGGAGGUUUCCACCGAAGAGGAGGAAACGAUAUUGGAUCGUGAGUCGCUAAGUUCAGUGAAACCAGAGGAAGAAGGAGUGACAUUUGAAGAAGUAAUUGACAUGCCAACUGAAAAAGAGUAUUUGCCUGUAAAAGCAACAGUCAGGGACAUACCUGAAGUGACAACCGUUGAAA